Messenger RNA from Cercopithifilaria johnstoni, 225 nucleotides. Lineage: Eukaryota; Metazoa; Nematoda; Chromadorea; Rhabditida; Onchocercidae. The record is from the annotation of a GenBank genome assembly.
AUGUACUUAUUUGCGCAACGCUCUGCGCGUGAUUUUGUUGCCGGAUUUUAUACGAAUUUUUGUGGGAAUGAAUGUGUUGUGGAGAUGAUUCGGGAUUUGCCGGAUUCUCAAAUGGGUCGUGGACCUCAAACAUGUCAUGACCAUAGCCAAAAGAAUGAAUUAAACGAAGUGAUAACCCACGAAUUUGUAAAUGAAGCACAACGGGAACAUUCAUGGGAAAUAUGA